AACGCUCCGGGGUGGACGAGAAAAUGGUACGAACUGAUUUCGUCAGAGGAUUGUCAAACUCUCACCUGCGGAAAAAGAUCCGCAAGAAAUGCAACCCUAUAGAACAUACCCUGACGGAGUUUAUUCAGUACGCCAUUAAGUACGGGAAAGAAAAUUACGAUGUGGGCCUGGACUCAGAAUCCGACGAAGACGACCCUUCGGGUGUUCGACGCCAUAGCUACUCCGCUACGGCAAGAAUGUUUGAGGAUCGCUUCGGGCUGGGUCCGACAAAAAAAGGGUCGGAUCGGAAAGCUUCUUCCUCUGCUUCGACCUCCUGUCGCUCUAAUCAAGCUCAAGGAGGCCGGGACGAGGAAAAAGUAUCCAUGAAAGAGGUCGGGGCCCAACUAGUUACGGUAGUGGCCCCGUUGACGAAGUUUGUUCAAGGUUUGCAGCGGCAACGUAUAGCCGCUGCACAACGGCAACAAGCGGCUAUGGCCGCCGGGGCCCCUAUGAUGAGACCGACCGUGGUCGGGGCUGUCCCGCCCCUACGCUGCUAUAACUGUAAUCAGCCAGGUCACCUUGCGAAGGACUGUCCGAAGCCCAGACCCGCGGCCGGACCUUCUCAAAUCCCGUUAGCCGCUCCUGCUGCUGCAGGACAAGGGAGGGUAGCCACGGUAAUGGACACGGGAACGACAGAGAUGGUGGCCCCUGCGGCCGCCGAGAUAGGGCCCGAUGAAUAUAUGGCGGCGGCGAUGUUUGAACCCGAGACCAUCGGAGUGAUACGUCACGUCCAAAGGAUUACCGAGGAAAGCGAUCUCGGACCUUGGCGACCAGGGUUCGAAGAUCUUACUGCGCCUGGUCCUGAAUACAAGGAUGGCCAUAUCAACGUAUUGGAUGCCUUGAAGGCUUUGGACUUACGGAUCCCCGUCCCCAUCCCCUAUUUGCUAACCAUUUCCGAAGCGGCUAACGAAAAGCUGAUAGAACGAUGCCUCAAGAACCGGCGCCGGUUCGAAGAAAACCGAAAAAGCAAAAAGCCGGCUAUUCAGGACCUACCUACGACCGAAGAGGCCCAACCCUCGACCUCGAGGGUACACGAAGCGAACCGGGUAGGGAUGAUCCAGACCGUGGAUCCUGCCCCAGAAAAACCUGAGUACCACGUGGAACAUAUUGAGUGGGUAUUGCAUGCGCUGAAGGAUGCGGGGUUCAAAGUAGCUUUGGAGAAAAGCGAGUUCUUCUUGUCUGAAAUCUCCUUCUUGGGCUACAUCGUUACGGUCGAGGGACUAAAACCCGAUCCAAUGAAGGUAGCAGCGGUCCGAGAAGCCCCAGUACCAGUCACGCUCACCCAGGUUCGAGCCUUUCUAGGGAUGGCAUCCUAUUAUCGACGUUUCAUUCAAGGGUGUGCCUGCCUCGCCAAGCCGCUGACGAACCUGCUGAAGAAGGAGGAACAGUUGAUCUGGACGCCAGAAUGCGAGGCGGCUUUUCAGGCGCUCAAGGAGGCUCUGACAUCGGCGCCCGUGCUGGCACGUCCCGACCCGACAAGACCGUUCGCACUGCACACAAAUUGGCAGCCGCAGGCGAUAUCGGCAGUGCUGACUCAGCACGGGGUGGACGGAAGGGAGCACGUCAUCGAGUAUGCGUCAAAAAUGCUGAGCCAAACACAGUCGAAUUACGAAGCGUGCAAAGGUGAGUGCCUGGCGGUGGUGUGGGGGAUUCAGCAUUUCCGAUCGUAUCUUUACGGCCAGAAAUUUGUGCUGAUAACGGAUCAGCAGCCGCCGCUGUCCCUACGCAACAACACGGAUUACACGGGGAAGCUAGGAAGGUGGGCGGUGCGCCUGCAGGACUAUGACAUCGACAUUCGCCACCGUGCCACGCGACAACAUGGGAACGCCGAUGGAUUGACGCGCCUCUUGCCGCCCAACAAGUGUCCCGCCAACGAGCGACUCAUUCCGUGGAGGCCGGAAGCCACUCCGACGGAACCGCGCUAUGGGGAGCUGCACACGUCGAUUGCGGAUUGCUUACUGUGGCAUCAGUUCAAUGAGGAGCGGCAAUUUCGCUACGACAUUCAGCAGGUGAACGUGGCCGCGCCCAGGAUCGCCGACCUGGCGACAUACUCGUUGCUCUGUGAGAGACUGACGUACGCGGGGGUGUACGUGGAUGUGACGCAACUGCCCAGGCGGGAGAUGACUCGGGUGUUUAUCGAGUUUCACGCGCUCCAGGUGGCACCCAACUUCGUGCAUAGCACCGCCACCUUUAUUGGCGAUUUGACGAUCUUGGCGCAGGAGCAUCAGGACCCGGUGCGCAAUUUUGUGCGCGACUACGCGGUGCAGGUGGCGAGAUCGGUGGCCAGAGUGCAAGGACGGGGAGGACAUCAAUUCACAGCCCACGACACGCUGUUGCGUCGGGCAGAGGACGGGUCGAUUGCGCUAGAAUACUUGGUGGAGUUGACCGACGUGGAGCCGCUGCCCUUCGCAGACGAAGACGCGUGGGAGUUGCAUCGCGCGCUGUAUCAAUCGGUGGUGCUGGGCAUGUUCCGAUUCUCCCUCGAGCACGACGAGCACAACAUCGGGGAACACUUCGUCGUCUAUUACAUCAUCACGCGGCCCAAGCCGGCGCAGAAGGAAGGUACGGUGGCGUUGUAUCCGUUUGGGAAGUUUCAGACGAAAGAUUUGGGGCUGCUGGAGCUCAUACAUCUUGAGCUCCUCUCCAUCGCGCAAGUGAUCGCGAGCGAGGAAGAGGAUAUCAAGCCGCGAUUGCGGACACCAUCGGCCCCGCGAAGGACGUUCAAUGCGGUCAUGGUUCCAGACUACAUUGCGCAGUACGAGGAAAAAGUGGUGGAUUUCCGCGACGAGAAGCCGUUGCGGCCUCCCUCGUCGUAUCCAAGACCUGCGCCGCCGAAGGCCCCCAGGCGGACGCCGAAGAGGAAGCGACGACAUCCAUCGCCCGGAGCGCAAGACCGUCGAGUUGGUGGGGGCGAGGAAGUGGUUCAGCCCGUGCACGCGCGAAGUCCAGAUCCUGUCCCUGCGAGUGCGGCAACAUUGGUAGAGGAGCCUGUUAUGCCAUCGCCACCCAUCCCGCGCCUGCCCGACCUCAAUCUUGAUGGAGCCAGGCCAUCAGCAGCCGCAGCAGGAAGAAGCCGAGUGGGAUUACCGUAUCCCGCCUCCCGUCUGCCCGUCCUCGCGGGACCUUUCCGCUUCCGCCAGCCACCCCGGGGUGCCCCGGUCACAUUAGCAGUUCCUCCGAGCCGGACGGUCCACCCGACAGAGUUGGGCUUCAGGGUGGAGCCCACCACCAUCAGGCUCGAGGCCAUCGCGGGGGUGCCACGUCCUGAUCCGGCAUGGGAGCCAUAUUUUACACCCCCUUUUCACGCGUGUAUAGAGGCGAGGAUGAUUGGGACGCUCAUCUACGAGACCGGGCAGCGUCCCAAUGCGAUGUAUCAUUUUCUCAUCUUCGCGGCGCAAAAGCGGGAGCGGCAGCCCUACACCAAGACUCAUCUGGUUAAGACGGGACCCGAACCCCGAUCGGUGCGCAAACGUGUGGUGCGAGCGGUGGCGGAUCUGGCGUCCUAUCUCAUGUGCCGGGGGCCUUCCUCAAUCCGUCGUUCGUCCAGCACCACUUCCAUGAAGUGGAUGCGCCAAUGACUCCCGCAACAAUGGCCGCCUUCCUUCCACCUAUUCCACCCCCUUUUAAUCCCGAUA
Chara braunii is the source of this 3674-nucleotide messenger RNA. NCBI's taxonomy places the organism in Eukaryota, Viridiplantae, Streptophyta, Charophyceae, Charales, Characeae. The record is from the annotation of a GenBank genome assembly.